UUCAGACUCAUUAGCUUUGAAUGUUCACCUAAAAGUAAUACUGUAAUAAUUUCCCACCACUGAUGAUGAUAAGGGGAAAGAUUUGGGGGAGAUUGUAGCCAAAGAUAGUAAGAAUGACGGACAAAUACUUUAGAUAGGCAAACAACCGUUGUUCCCCUUCACUGCAAGCCAUUUAUGUUAAAAUUAUUAUGUAUGAUUUCAUUCUCUAUCGGUUUAUCUGGUUCACCUAUUUUGGAAGAAAACAACGAUGAUUAUCCGAUGAAGAUGAAGUAUGUGUUCGCUUGUAGUUCGUACAAAUUUCUUAAUCAUGUCUUCAAUCUGUCUUUAGGUUCUUCUAACAGAAUGUGACAGGCAGAAUUCUUCAAAUUGUUUCCUACCGGGUGAUUACCUUGUUGCUGUUGGCGAUGAACUUGUGAAUUCAAUGGCUCGGAAUGAAGUAGUUCAGCUGAUUCGUUGCUGUGGUCAUAGUCUGUGCUUGACUGUCCAACUUCUUCCCGAAUUUCUUGAAUUUUACUUUCGUUUAGUCUUUGCUCACAGUUCUGACUCCCCAAAUAUAAAAACAAGUCCAAAAUAUGUACAGGGUGAUUCCCGAUGCAUUAUUCUCGUCUCUGUGAGGAAUUAUGUUGUUAAAUAUGGAAGCUUCAAGAAUUUGUACAUACACUUGCAACAGUUUCAGUUAAACUCUGAUUCUUUUGAUGAAUUAAAUUUUACCAGUAAUGGAAGUAUUAUAUGCAAGUCUACUAUGAAGGACUACAAACACUCUGGAUGUGAUGCUGAUAAUAAUAAUAAUAAUAUGACGACCAGUCAUGAUGAUGAUAAUGAUGUCAAUUUCCCUGUAUGGGUUGCAUUUCGACAAGGUUAUGUUUCAGGGAAAUUUCUUACCUCACUACCAAAUGGACGAUGUCGUGUACUUAUUCUACCCGGACAAGAAGUAAUCGAAGUGAAUACUGAAGUGGUGGAACGUGCAAAUCCUUCAAAUAUGGAUCGUGUUGAUGAUCUUAUUAAAUUACGUUAUGUUAAUGAAUCCAGUGUAACGCAUUCAUUUAUACAACGUUAUGGUUCUGGAUUAAUAUUCACCUAUGCUUCAGGUAUCAAUUUGAUCAGUAUUAAUCCAAUGAUGCCGUUGAAUAUUUAUUCCGACAAAGUUAUGGAUUUGUUUACGGAUUGUGAAAUACGCUAUGAUAUGCCACCGCAUGUCUACUCUGUCGCUCAACUAAUUCUAGCCCGUUUAAAACGUCGAUUAUUCCACACACAUAGAACAAUAGAAGAACAGUUGAAUAAUAAUAAUAAUGAUCCAGUUUAUUAUAGUUUACCGUAUUCUUCUCUUAGUCAACAAGUUCUCUGCUUGUUAGGACGUUCUGGUUCAGGUAAAACACGUGUAUCCAAUGAUGUACUCGCGUAUAUGAUUUAUCAAUCUGAAAAGUUAAUACAAAAGCGCAAUCACUCAAAUGGUAAUAAUAAUAAGAAUGACGUUUUAUCCAGUAAAAUCAAUGCUUCUCGUCUACGUGCACUAUUCAAUCUACUCGAUUCAUUCACUUGUUCACGUAUCGUGCUCAAUACAAAUGGAAGUCGAGCUUUACGUUUAUUCUCAUUGGAAUUUGCCAAAAUUCAUUCACUGCCAAUUGUAAAUCAGCCUGAAGAUAUUGGUUUAAUGAUUACAGGUUUGACAACACGUCUAUUGCUGUUUGAGCGUAGUCGUGUUACAGAUCGACCUGAAAUUGAACCGAAUUUUCAUAUAUUUUAUUAUUUAUUAGCUGGACUGGAUGAUGAAUCAAGACGGGAAUUAUUCUUAACUGAUUUAGACGCGCCGAAUUUGUUUAUGACUCGUUUACAUAGACCGGAAGAUAAAGAAUCCGCUAAAAUCUAUUGGAAUCAAUUAUGUCGUGAUGCUGAACAGUUAGAGCUGAAUAUCAAAGCAGAAUGGUUAACUGGUGGCUUGGCACGUCUACUUGCUGUUAUCUAUCAUUUAGGUGUAACUUCUAUGGAGUUUUAUUCUCCAGCAGAAAAUGCUGGUGACAUUGGAUCAUGGCGUCAAGCACAUUGUUGUGCUCGUUAUGCAAUUCUACGAGUUUUGAUUGAAGCUGACAAUUCUAUGGUACGUAUAGAUGAAGUAGUCGGUGAGGACGGUGCACCUGAUUUGUGUAUUUUCUUUGAUCGUAAAAAGCUGUUAACUGUGGCUCGUCCAGCAAUUGGUGAAUUCUUAAGAAAAUUACAAUAUUACAAAAGUACAGCAAAUGCUAAAGAUGGAUGUGCUUUCUUCCAACACUAUAGUCAACUACUUCCGCAACAUACUAAACUGCGUAAAAUUGUAUUAGAUCGUAAGAAACCUCGACCUAUAUUUGUACAACCUGGACUUCGUCAAACUACCAAUGAUGUUGAAUUAAUUGCAUAUCCUUCAACUUAUCCCGGUGUUAUCCAGUCAUUUGUAGAUCGUUAUAAUGAUUUGCCUUUAGGCCAGAAAGCUCUUGAUGCUUUAGAAAUUGUUUGGCGUAGAGAAAAGCCGUAUUUUGAAGACAUUCCUAUAUAA
Trichobilharzia szidati is the source of this 2527-nucleotide messenger RNA. NCBI's taxonomy places the organism in Eukaryota, Metazoa, Platyhelminthes, Trematoda, Strigeidida, Schistosomatidae. The record is from the annotation of a GenBank genome assembly.